GGAGGAACGACAGCCACUGGGGAGACUGGUGGAACCACGGCCACUGGGGAGACUGGUGGAACCACAGCCACUGGGGAGACUGGUGGAACGACAGCUACCGGAGAAACGGGAGGAACCACAGCUACCGGAGAAACGGGAGGAACGACAGCCACUGGGGAGACUGGUGGAACGACAGCUACCGGAGAGACGGGAGGAACCACAGCUACCGGAGAAACGGGAGGAACCACGGCGACCGGAGAAACGGGAGGAACCACAGCCACUGGGGAGACUGGUGGAACGACAGCUACCGGAGAAACGGGAGGAACCACAGCUACCGGAGGGACGGGAGGAACGACAGCUACCGGAGAAACGGGAGCAACAACAGCUACUGGGGAGACUGGUGGAACGACAGCUACCGGAGAGACGGGAGGAACGACAGCUACCGGAGAAACGGGAGGAACAACAGCCACUGGGGAGACUGGCGGAACCACGGCCACUGGGGAGACUGGUGGAACCACAGCCACUGGGGAGACUGGUGGAACGACAGCUACCGGAGAGACGGGAGGAACCACAGCUACCGGAGAAACGGGAGGAACCACGGCGACCGGAGAAACGGGAGGAACCACAGCCACUGGGGAGACUGGUGGAACGACAGCUACCGGAGAAACGGGAGGAACCACAGCUACCGGAGGGACGGGAGGAACGACAGCUACCGGAGAAACGGGAGCAACAACAGCUACUGGGGAGACUGGUGGAACGACAGCUACCGGAGAGACGGGAGGAACGACAGCUACCGGAGAAACGGGAGGAACAACAGCCACUGGGGAGACUGGUGGAACCACGGCCACUGGGGAGACUGGUGGAACCACAGCCACUGGGGAGACUGGUGGAACGACAGCUACCGGAGAAACGGGAGGAACCACAGCUACCGGAGAAACGGGAGGAACCACGGCCACUGGAGAGACUGGUGGAACCACAGCUACCGGAGAAACGGGAGGAACGACAGCCACUGGGGAGACUGGUGGAACCACAGCUACCGGAGAAACGGGAGGAACCACAGCUACCGGAGAAACGGGAGGAACCACAGCCACUGGGGAGACUAGUGGAACGACAGGUGACACCGAAGGCACUGCAGGCACAACACCGAGUGGCACUGGUGGCACUGGGUCAACGUCUGGAGAAACGGGCAGUACUGGAGGUACAGGAGAAACCACAGCUACGGGAGAAACCGGUGGAUCAACAGGUGGUACAAGCGAAACAGAAGCCACGGGAUCAACUGCUGGACAAACUGGCGAAACGGGUGAAACUGGAGGCACAACACCAAGUGGCACUGGCAGCACUGGCCCAACAGCCGGGGAAACUGGUGCAACGGGAGAAACCACAGCCACCGGAGAAACUGGAGGAUCCACAGAUGGUACUGGAGGAACUGGAGGUACAACUCCAAGUGGUACUGGAGGUUCGACAGCUGGGGAGACGGGCGGAUCAACAGGCACUGGUGGGGCCACUGGAGGUACAACACCAAGCGGUACUGGAAGUACUGGAGGUACUGGAGGCACUGGAUCAACCUCGGGAGAAACUGGUGGAGCGACAGGUGGCACAGAAGCCACAGACGGUACUGGCUCAACCUCUGGAGAGACUGGAGGCACUGGAGGCACAACACCAAGUGGAACAGAAGCUACGGGUGGUACUGGGCCAACUCCUGCAGAGACUGGUGCAACUGGAGAGACUGGAGGAGCUACAGGUGGCACUGAAGCAACGACUGAAGCAACGGGAGCCACUGGAGCAACGACGGCUGCAACGGGAGCCACUGGAGCAACAACAGCUGCAACGGGAGCCACUGGAGCAACGACGGUUGCAACUGGAGCCACUGGAGCAACGACGGCUGCAACUGGAGCCACUGGAGCAACAACAGCUGCAACUGGAGCCACUGGAGCAACAGAUCCAACUGGAGAAACCGGAGGAGCCACAGGUGGAACUGAAGGUACAACACCGAGUGGGCAGACUGGUGGAACGACAGCUACCGGAGAAACGGGAGGAACCACAGCCACUGGGGAGACUGGUGGAACGACAGCUACCGGAGAAACAGGAGGAACAACAGCUACGGGAGAAACUGGAGGAGCGACAGCUCUCACUAUCACUGGAGGCACUGGUGGAGAAACGACAGAAACAGGAGAAACGACGAUUGGAGGAGGGGGCACAACGACAACCACACCCAGCGGAGGAGUCACGACGACGAGAAGUACUGGAACACCGGGAAAUCUCUCAUGUGGUGCGGGUGCCGCGUUCGAGCCGGUGGUCUACAACGCUGACAUGGCAGCAUCACCGGGGAAGUAUGGCGGUCAAUUUAUGGGUCCCGACGAUUGUGCCCAGCUGUGCACAUACAAUUAUGGACUCUUGCCGUGCAUCGGAUUCGCUUUUGUCACGGGGACGGGGCGCGGGAAAUGUAUCAUCUAUCAGUAUGACUAUCAGAUCACCAAUGCAUCGAGUCUCACUCCGGCGGAGAGCAAUGCGACCAUUUAUCGAAUGUGCAACUCUUUCUCGAGCACACUCACAACGAUUAUCCAAUUCACGACCACGACCACCCCCGUCAACCCACCAGUCACCACCACUCCGACAGUCACCACCACUCCGACACUCACCACCACUCCGACAGCCACCGCACUCCCAGUCACAACAACCCCUAGCACUACCACGACAACAGCAGUCAAUGGAGGAACAACAACAACGGGCGUGACAACGGCAACAAAAACGACGACACCAGCAUCGGACACCACCACGACUGUCACAAAUAAUCCGAAUCAAUGGCCACAAUGCUCGGGUCCUCCCUCGGAUGUGCCCGGAUAUGCAAUUGUCGUCAUCACCGCCGACAUCUCGCAGGCGAACGGCCGCUUCGGUGGCUAUUUCUACGGAGCCGAGGAUUGCUCUCAGCUCUGCACAUGGGAUUACGGGAAUCUCGGGUGUUCCGGUUUCGCUUUCACUCCAAACCCUAAUGGUGGCCGCGGGAAUUGCACAGUGUUCCAGCAGGAUUGGCAAGUAAAUGCCUGUCAAAACGUGGGCGCACAGAUGAGCAACACCACUGUUUACGCUUUCUGUGGACUCAAUGGAACGACACAAGCUUGGCCACCAACGACCACAACAACGAUGGCUCCGGUUACAACAACCACAACUCCGAUCACAACUACCACGACUCCGGUCACAACUACCACUCGUCCAACUACCACAACCGCCACAACCACAACUACGAGUACGAGUACAACGACAACAACAACCACCAAACCAACGACCACUACUACGACAACAAUGCGCACAACGACGCCGACCACGACGCCGACAACGACGCCGACCACGACGCCGACCACGACGCCGACCACGACGCCGACCACGACGCCGACCACGACGCCGACAACGACAACUCCCACUACAACGACGACCACGACGCAAACGAUCGCCACUACCACAACAACGCCGAAUCCCGGAACCUGUCCCAACGGCUACCAGUUGGAAACAUCGAAUUUCGAUUUGGACUCGGUUGCGCAAGGGAAAUUCGUCGGCUAUCUCUCGUAUGUCGAAUCGUGUUAUCAAGCCUGCUACAACAAUUAUGGCUUGGACCAUUGUGUGUUUUUCACCUACGAACCCGAAGCGAAUGGUCUUUGCUAUGUCUACUCAUCGAUGCCAUCGCCAUUCGUCUCCAAUCCGUCAAGUACCGCCCAGGCAUACACGAUGUGUAGCAACACAUCCGGCCAGAACAAUCAGGGCAACGGGAACACUCAGGGAAAUCAGAAUCAAGGUGGAAACGGGCGAAGAAAACGGAGAAGAAGAAGA
Mesorhabditis belari is the source of this 3801-nucleotide messenger RNA. NCBI's taxonomy places the organism in Eukaryota, Metazoa, Nematoda, Chromadorea, Rhabditida, Rhabditidae. The record is from the annotation of a GenBank genome assembly.